Cicer arietinum (chickpea) is the source of this 1928-nucleotide messenger RNA. RefSeq lists its product as uncharacterized. Lineage: Eukaryota; Viridiplantae; Streptophyta; Magnoliopsida; Fabales; Fabaceae. Gene Ontology annotation, molecular function: pseudouridine synthase activity; RNA binding. Gene Ontology annotation, cellular component: nucleus. The record is from RefSeq and is a predicted model, not a curated record. Gene Ontology annotation, biological process: tRNA modification; mRNA pseudouridine synthesis.
AAUUUUCAUACUAACCAAGACAAGGUCUCUGAAUACCAAAACCAGUGUCUCUGAAGACAAAACACAAGACUACAUUUUCACAUAAUCUAAGAAUUUAGAAGUGAUGAUGAAACCAAUAUCACUAACCCACCACAUAUCAUCCUUUCUCAUACCUCAUUCAUAUUCCAAUUCCAGAUUCAUAAUCUCUUCCAAAUUCCUCUAUCAAUUUUCAAUCACAAAACCAUUCCGAUUUCUCUCAACAACUCCCUCCCCAUACCCUCUCCAAUACGAACUUAUCAUCAACCGUCCCGACCUCUCUAAACCCUCCUAUCAUCCUCCACCCGCCAAACCGAACCACUCUCCCGAACCAAACCAACCUGAAACCCUCCAAAAUUGGGCCCAAACUAAGUUAACCUCCGAACCCGAAUUAAACCAACCCGGUUCAUCAAAACCCGAACUUGAUAAAGCCAUGAGGAAAUACUACAAUAAAAGGAGGAAGAGAAUGUAUGGGUCUGAUUCCGAUGACGAUAAUCGGAGAAACGAUGAACAGUUUGUCGAGUUGAAACCUCAAGUUGUUGAAUUUCCUACUUUGCAUAAGAGAGAAGAGGAAUUGUAUUUUUAUGAUGCUUUUGCUUAUCCUUGGGAGAAAGAUAAACAUUACAAAAUGGUUUAUCAGUUGGAGAAAAAGUUUUUCCCUGAUCAGUGUUUAGAUAAGGCUUUUCUUCAACCUGGUCAAUCAAAUUCAAAUUCAAAUUCAAAUUCAAAUGUUAGGAAUAAGAAAGUUGGCGCUUUUGGUGUUGGUGGUGGUGGUGGAGAGAAUAAUAAUAAUAACAAUGAUGAAGUUGGUGUUUGUGAGAAAAAGUUGGUGUUUUUUGAGGAGAAUGGGAAAGGGGAAGAAAAGGGUAUGGGUAAGAAGGAUGGUGGUUGUAAAGAACUUAAUAGUGAGAAGAAGGUGGGAGAUUUUUUUAAAGGUUUGAAGAAGGAUGUUGAAGUUGUAGAGCCGUUUUUUUCUUCAAGGAGGACUGGUCUUCCGCCUGUUUGGGAUAGUCAAUAUGGUACUGUGCUUUUGGUUAACAAACCUAAAGGUUGGACUUCAUUUACAGUUUGUGGAAAGCUGCGUCGCCUUGUCAAAGUGAAAAAGGUAGGCCAUGCUGGAACCCUUGACCCAAUGGCUACUGGUUUAUUGAUUGUUUGUGUUGGCAAAUCUACAAAACUGGUGGAUAGAUAUCAAGGAAUGGUUAAGGGUUAUAGUGGAGUUUUCCGCUUAGGGGAGGCUACUUCAACAUGGGAUGCUGAUUCACCAGUCAUUCAACGUGAGCCAUGGGAGCACAUCAAAGAUGAGGACAUAAAGAAAAGUGCCUUGUCCUUUUGUGGAGAGAUUUGGCAAGUUCCUCCUAUGUUCUCUGCUAUUAAAGUUGGAGGUGAAAAAUUGUAUGAGAAAGCAAGGAGAGGAGAAAGCAUUGAACUUUCACCUAGACGAAUUUCAAUUUUCCAAUUCGACGUAGAGCGUAGCUUGGACGACAGACAAAAUUUGAUUUUUAGAGUGACUUGUUCUAAAGGGACAUAUAUUCGGUCACUCUGUGCAGAUUUUGGGAAGGCUCUUGGCAGCUGCGCACAUUUAACGGCUCUCCGAAGAGAUUCAAUCGGACAAUAUUUAGCUGAUGAUGCAUGGGACUUUCAAGACCUGGAAGAGACUAUCACCAAAACUUAUCUUUAACUUCUCUGUUUCUCCUUCCUGUGACAUGCAGUUUUCAUUUUUGGUAAACAUGUUUAUGAGACUGAUUUAUAAGCACCAUAUGGCCCUUUCUGGAAUUCUUUAAUUUUCAGAAUUUAUGUCUGACUUGGUUUGUAAAAUUGAGGAAAAGGGUCUGUAAAAUUCGUUCAUUCAUUAUUUAUUUUUAUUAACAUUUCAUUUUAUAUUCUCUAUAUAACAUCCCUUGGUUAGACAA